Molecule: messenger RNA, 1835 nt
Organism: Guillardia theta CCMP2712
Lineage: Eukaryota; Cryptophyceae; Pyrenomonadales; Geminigeraceae
Product: heat shock protein 70-like protein
Exons: 24
Coding region: 1-1761 (586 amino acids)
Biological process (GO): cellular response to unfolded protein; protein refolding
Cellular component (GO): cytoplasm
Molecular function (GO): heat shock protein binding; ATP-dependent protein folding chaperone; misfolded protein binding
Source: RefSeq, a predicted model, not a curated record
AUGGCCCACUACUGCGAUACGGUUGGGAUUGAUCUUGGAACCACACGAUCUUGUGUUGCUGUCUGGGAUGGGACGCAGGUGCACGUCAUCGCCAACGAGAGCGGUGACAACACGACGCCAUCCUGGGUUUGCUACCCUGACUUGAAGCAAAGACGAGUUGGAAAGGCUGCUGAACGCGCCGGCACCAAGUAUGCGAGCAGUGUGAUUUACCAUUCAAAGCGUUUGAUCGGCUGUCGAUAUGGCGAGAAAGUGAUUCAGGAUGCCGCUAACCUGCGAUGGCCUUUCCGAGUCGUUGACCAGGUAGUCACAUUCUUACAGGGAGACGGAGGAGCUGCCAUUCAGAUCACCGUUGCUGGGCAGCCGAAGAUUGUGACCCCGGAAGAGGUUGGAGCCGGUAUCCUUUCCUACCUCAAGAAGGUUGCGGAAGAGUUCAUCGGGCGGCCAGUCAAGAAGGCGGUUAUCACCGUCCCAGCAUACUUCAACGAUUCUCAGCGUCAAGCUACGAGGGAUGCAGGCAGGAUCGCUGGUCUUGAGGUCAAGAGGAUCAUCAACGAGCCGACGGCUGCUGCUCUUGCCUUUGGUGUGCUGGAUUCUCAUUCUAUGGGCACGAAGAACUUGCUGGUGGACUGCUGCCGAGUGUUUGACGUCGUUGGUGAACGUAAUGUUCAGGUGUUCGACUUCGGUGGUGGUACUCUCGACGUCACCAUCAUGCAAAUCGAAGCGAACUCGAUGAACUUCCUGGUCUCUUGCCGCCCGCGAUCUCCUGCUCCUGCUCAUUGCCUGCCCUGCCAGGUCCGUGCGACCGACGGAGACACGAGGCUGGGAGGCGAGGACAUCGAUGCAAGAUUAGUCGACCACUUUCUUGAUGUCUUCCAGAAGCACACUGGCGUCGACCUUGGUAACGCCAAGGAGAGCGACAAGAAGAAGAAGGCCCUCGCGAAGCUGCGAGCGGCAGCAGCACAGCUGAAGAUCGAUCUCUCAAGGAUGACGGAGUCCGACAUCUGCCUCGACGAGCUCUACCAGGACGAGACGCUGGAGGCGAAGAUGACGCGCGAUGAGUUCGAGUCCUUGGUCGGCGACUUGCUCGAGAGGGUCCGGCUGCCCGUGAUGAGGGCGCUCGAGAAAGUCCAUGGUGGGAUGAAGGCCGAGGACAUCGACCAGGUUCUCCUCGUCGGAGGUUCCAGUCGCAUCCCCAAAGUGCAGCAGAUCCUUCAGGAAAUGUUCCCCAACAAGGAACUGUGCAGGAGGAUCAACCCAGACGAAGCCAUUGCUGUCGGCGCAGCCAUGGAUGGCUCCCACCAGUAUCAGAUGGUGGAUGUCGUUCCUCGAGCCCUCGGCGUCGCUACAGCCAAUCACGAGGAUCCAUCACGCCAGUUCACAACCAUCAUCAUCCCAGCUUGCUCACCCAUCCCCGAGGGAGGACUCAUCGUUACCUCCUCCUUCGGAACCUCCCGUGACAAUCAGACCGGCGCGGACAUCGAAAUCUGUGAAGGAGAGGAGCGAUACUUCGACGAGAACACCCACUUGGGAGAGUUCGAGCUGAGCGGACUUCCUCAACGAGGACGAGGAGAGAUCACGAUCAACGUCACCAUGAGCGUCGACAAGGACGGAAUCCUGACAGUCACUGGGACUGCGGAAGGGACUGACAUCAAGAAAGACAUCUCGGUCAGAGCGAACAAGGGACGCAUGUCAGAAGAUACCAUCCGCCGGCUUCAGACUGAGAACGAGGAGUAUGAGAAGUACAACACGAGAGAUCCCUGAAGUCUCUCUGCACGUGUUGAGUUGUUGCGUGCAACUCGUUGAAGCGACCAAGUCAAUAAAAGAUACUGAGGAUG